Messenger RNA from Patiria miniata (bat star), 1959 nucleotides. RefSeq names its product semaphorin-2A-like. The record is from RefSeq and is a predicted model, not a curated record. The transcript has 15 exons. Gene Ontology annotation, molecular function: semaphorin receptor binding; chemorepellent activity. Gene Ontology annotation, biological process: semaphorin-plexin signaling pathway; positive regulation of cell migration; negative regulation of axon extension involved in axon guidance. Bases 217 to 1959 code for a protein of 580 amino acids. NCBI's taxonomy places the organism in Eukaryota, Metazoa, Echinodermata, Asteroidea, Valvatida, Asterinidae.
GUACACGCUGAUAAAAAAAAAAAUCCACCUGUUUUGUGAACUGCAUCCUCAACCUGAACGGUGCAGACACUACGCACCAGCCUCCAUACACACUGUACAAAUAUAACUAGCGCAUAAGUAAAGGCGGAAACGAAAUGUAAAAACACUUCACUUCUGACUACAGUCGAACCAUUUUGCGGAAUCACACCUUAAAUAGUUGUCACACCUUCAGCCACGAUGACCCACGCAAGGCUACUUUUGUGUUCCCGUUCAGCUGUGUUGUUGGCACUUUUGUACCUGGCUGUCUUCUUCAGCGACUUCCAACAUGCAGCAGCAGUCAAGCUUGACAGAACGAGCAGCUGCUGGGAGACUAGCAAUAUUCGUUUUUUGGAUGCCACAAGUGAGGCCAGUACCCCAUCUGGCCAGCCAGCCUACCGUAUCCUCAAUAAGAUUGAUGAGAACGUCUACAUCGGGGGCAAUGAAACACUCAGAAGGGUUUUCCUUGCAAACAACAAAGUGGCAAUGGAGAAGAUUGAUACGCUGGCAACAAUGGAACCCCCAGACCUUAUCAUAACCUGCGCAACGAAAAAUCCAACUACUCAAGAGAUUGUCUGUAGGAACUUCAUACGUAUUGCAGAACAAACUAGUUCCGGUGAUCUCCUGGUGUGUGGCACUAAUGCAGAAAGUAGGCUGUGUUACCGGUGCCCAAACGCCGCUCUAGCUGAGUGCACUCAAUUAACUACAAAUUAUACAACACUGGCUGUGGUUCCUCAACAAUACAAUAUUAAUGCAGCGGCAGCUAUAUUCAAGAGUGGCAGUGGGGAUAUGCUCUAUGGUGGGGGUGCAGCAGAAAACACCUUCAGCAGAUUUUCUGUAAACGCAGAUUUAAGCGCCACUAAUCCCAUCAAUUUUGAGCUAGAUACAGUCACUGUCGGAGAAGGGUUUAUCAAGGAACCAACCUUUAUAGGGAGACCCUUUGAUUACACACACGUUGAUGGUAACGAGUACGUGUUCCUGAUCUACCGUGAAACUGCACUUGAGUAUACCGCUGGACCCAAAGUGUACCCACGUAUAGCCAGAGUGUGCAAGAAUGAUACAGGAGGCACCGUCAACACAAAGAAGUUUGUCACCUUCAUCAAGGCUCGUUUGGAAUGCUCCGUGCCCCAUGGUGAUGAGCCGGCAUUUGAAUAUGAUUAUAUUCAGGAUGCUGUCUGGGAUGCCACUAAUCAGAACGUGUAUGCAGUAUUUACAAAUCAAGAAAAUGGCCCCGUGUCGUCAGCCCUUUGCCAGUACAGGAUGGAGGAUAUCAUGAAUCUGUUCGAUUACGGUAAUUUCCGGCAACAGACUGGUGGCGAUGUCAACGUUGUGUGGAAUGAAGUGACUACGCAACUGCCACAAAGACCUGGGACGUGUUAUGAAGUCCACACCACUGACUAUCCUCCGCUGCUAGAUAAGUCGGUGCCCAGCUAUAAUGCCAAGGAACAAACUGGAGGAACUCAAGUUGCACCACCAUCCAAUUUUCACAAAUCAGAUCCGCCCAUACUUUAUGUGGACGAUGUUCGUUUCACCAGCCUGGCUGUCGACUUGGCUGUCGACUCUUCUGCGGUGUACUUCGUUGGAACAAGUGCUGGAAGUGUGAUCAAAUUUACGACAGAGGUAUGCAUAUGCAACGGAGAUAGCACAAUAAAAAGUGUUGUACUUGAAGGAUUCAAUGCCAACGGUCCCAUAAAUGGGCUGGAAUUGUUGAGGAGUGCGGAUUCUGCUGCCACUUUCCUGGUGGGUACAUCCGAUGUCCAAGCCUCCAUUGAAUGGCCCUUGAACACCAAAUGCCAAUCAGCACGAGAUGAAUCGGAGUGUGCGCUCAGGUACCCUUACUGUAACUUCACUGAAGCCGGAUGCUCAUGUACCGCUAAUAACUGCACCAAUGACCCGCCUACAGGUAUGUCACAUCCUUUUUUCAUGUGGCGCAUAUCAGCUUGA